AUGACUCAACCAGGACCAUCAAGUUCUUCCAAGAAGACGGAUGCUCCCAAAUUCGAUGGAUCGGAUCCAAGAUUGUUCGAUGCUGUUGUCCAGGUGGAGAAAAGGAAGUUCUUCGUGAAGAAAAAUGUGCUCGCCGAGCAUUCAAAGGAGUUCUACAACACCUUCUUUGUGGAAAAGAAGACGUCCACCACCGAGAGCCCGAUUGUGUUGGACGACUGGAGGGCAAAGGACUUCCAGAACUUCCUAGAAGUCAUCAAUGGCUACACAAACAUUAAUGACCACAAUGUUGUCAGCGUCAUCCAUAUGGCUCGCCUGCUCGAGUGUGAGCGGCUCCAGAAAAGAUGUCUGACCCAUAUGAUGGUGGAAAGUAAUGAGUCCCCCAAGAAGAGGUUACAAUGGGCGUUCGAUCUCGAGUUGAAGAAGUUGAAGAUCAAAGUGCUCUCCGAAAUCAAGACAAUUGAACAGCUCAAGACAGUCAUGCCGUCCAGUGACGUUUCAACUUACGGACCGGAGGACACAUUCCUCCUCUUCGAGAAGAGCCUUGAUGUGCAAGGAAUCAGAAAGAAGGUCCUCCCCCCAUAG
Molecule: messenger RNA, 582 nt
Organism: Caenorhabditis remanei
Lineage: Eukaryota; Metazoa; Nematoda; Chromadorea; Rhabditida; Rhabditidae
Exons: 4
Coding region: 1-582 (193 amino acids)
Molecular function (GO): protein binding
Source: RefSeq, a predicted model, not a curated record